Doryrhamphus excisus (bluestripe pipefish) is the source of this 4521-nucleotide messenger RNA. RefSeq names its product SWI/SNF related BAF chromatin remodeling complex subunit C2 (gene smarcc2). The record is from RefSeq and is a predicted model, not a curated record. Lineage: Eukaryota; Metazoa; Chordata; Actinopteri; Syngnathiformes; Syngnathidae. Gene Ontology annotation, biological process: cell projection morphogenesis. Gene Ontology annotation, cellular component: synapse. Gene Ontology annotation, molecular function: protein binding.
GGGCAGACGACGUCGUCUAAUUGUCUGCAGGCAAAGAUGGCGGUGCGGAAGAAAGACGGCGGCCCGAAUGUAAAAUAUUUCGAAGCAUCCGAUACAGUCUCUCAGUUUGACAAUGUGCGCGUCUGGCUGGGAAAGAAUUACAAAAAGUACAUCCAAGCAGAACCUCCCACCAACAAGUCCCUGUCCAGUCUAGUGGUCCAGUUGCUCCAAUUCCAAGAGGAGGUGUUUGGCCGACAUGUCAGCAACCCCCCACUCACCAAACUGCCUAUGAAAUGUUUCCUGGACUUCAAGGCGGGAGGCGCCCUUUGCCACAUCCUGGCAGCUGCCUACAAGUUCAAGAGUGACCAAGGAUGGCGCAGGUUCGACUUCCAGAAUCCAUCCAGGAUGGACCGCAAUGUGGAGAUGUUCAUGACCAUUGAGAAGUCCUUAGUGCAGAAUAACUGCUUGAGCAGACCAGUCAUAUACUUGAGUAGUGACAUCGAAGUAAAACUGCUGGGGAAGCUGAAAGAUAUCAUCAAGAGACAUCAGGGCUCAGUAACUGAAGACAAAAGCUCCAGCUCCCAUGUUGUUGUUCCUCUUCCCAGCAGCUUGGAGGAAGAGGAGUGGGUUCGUCCUGUGAUGAAGAGGGACAAGCAAGUGCUCCUCCACUGGGGGUAUUUUCCUGACAGCUACGACACCUGGAUCCCCGCCAGUGAAGUUGAGGCCUCUGUGGAGGACGCUCCCAGCCCGGAGAAGCCCAGGAAGGUCCACGCAAAGUGGAUUCUAGACCUGGACCAGUACAACGAGUGGAUGAACGAGGAGGACUAUGAAGUGGGAGAAGCUUGCCCCAAGAGGAAGAAGAUAUCGGCCAAGACACUUACGGACGAGGUGACCACUCCUGACGAACGGAGAGACAAGAAGCCCGUCGGUGCCAAGAAGAGGAAGCGCUCACCGUCGCCAUCUCCUACGCCGCCUCCUCAGGAGAGCAAGAAGAAGAACGCCAAGAAAGCGCCGACCACGCCGUACACCAAAUCCAAGCGGGGCCAGAGGGAAGAGGAGCAGGAGGACCUGACCAAGGACAUGGAUGAAGCAUCGCCUGUCCCAGCAUCCGAAGAUGGAAAUCCAGCCAAGACGACCAACAGCGCCAAGAAGGACACAGAUUCAACCCCAGUCAAGGGAGGAACAGAUAUGGAAGAACAAGAGGAUGAGGCAAUGGAAGUAGCAGGAAAGGAGGAGGAAGAAGGCUCCCCCAGUGUGAAAGGAGAACCGGUGAAAGGCUCGGACCUGCAUGAGGACAACGUGACAGAGCAGACGCAUCACAUCAUCAUACCGAGCUACGCUGCCUGGUUUGACUACAACAGUGUUCAUGCCAUUGAGCGCAGAGCCCUUCCAGAGUUCUUCAAUGGCAAGAAUAAAUCCAAAACUCCAGAGAUCUACCUGGCAUACAGGAAUUUCAUGAUUGACACUUACCGACUCAACCCUCAAGAGUAUUUGACCUCCACAGCCUGCCGCAGGAACCUGGCCGGAGAUGUUUGUGCAAUCAUGAGAGUCCACGCCUUCCUGGAGCAGUGGGGACUGAUCAACUACCAGGUGGACUCCGAGAGCCGCCCCACACCUAUGGGCCCCCCGCCCACCUCCCAUUUCCAUGUCCUUGCAGACACCCCAUCCAGUCUGGUACCCCUGCAGCCUAAGACGUCCCAGGUGCGUGCACGGACACCUGAGAGCACACACAUACAUCAUUUGCCUGCUCGGUUUGAGCGUGUGUGUGCUGUGCAGACACCUGCGGCCCAGCAGAUGAUGUCCUUCCCAGAUAAGGUGAAGGAUAAACCAACAGACCUGCAGAACUUUGGGCUGAGAACUGACAUGUACAGCAAGAAAAUCAGCUCGUCCAAGAGCAAGAGUGCAUCCAGCUCUAUGAGGGAAUGGACAGAACAGGAAACACUUCUGCUACUGGAGGGACUGGAGAUGUACAAGGAUGACUGGAACAAAGUGUCGGAGCACGUGGGCAGCCGUACGCAGGAUGAGUGUAUCCUGCACUUCCUGCGUCUGCCCAUUGAAGACCCCUACCUGGAGGAGAGCUACUCGUCCCUGGGACCACUGGCCUACCAGCCGGUGCCUUUCAGUCAGGCCGGAAACCCCGUCAUGAGCACAGUGGCCUUCCUGGCCUCCGUGGUGGACCCUCGCGUGGCCUCGGCGGCAGCUAAGUCCGCUCUGGAGGAGUUUUCUCGUAUGAAAGAGGAGGUCCCCUCUGCCCUCGUGGAGGCUCACGUGCGGCGGGUGGAGGAGGCAGCGAGGGUCAGCGGGCGGCCGGACCCGCUGUACGGGCUGGAGGGUAGCGGCAUCGCUGGCACGGGCCUGGAGGAGGGCGAGAGACCCGACGAAAGCAGCGAGGAAACUAAGAGUGACAGCCAGUCCACUGAGGAGAAGAAGGAGGCCAAGGAUGGCAAAGACGGAGCCACUGAGGAGGAAGACAAGGUGGCGGAGAACGGGAAGAAAGAAGAGGAGCGAGGACGAGAAGCUGAAGGCGAGAGAGAGACGGACAAAGCCGAGUCUGACAUGGGUGAGGCUGACAAGAAGGAUGGCAAGGAGGGAGCAGAGGAAGGACACAGAGAAGAAGCAGACAGUGAGGGGGAAAAGAAGGCCAAGGUGGAGCGGGAUGUGGGGGAGGGGAACCUGGCCACCGCUGCAGCAUCGGCAUUGGCGGCGGCGGCGGUGAAAGCCAAGCACCUGGCUGCCGUGGAGGAACGCAAGAUCAAGUCUCUGGUGGCGCUCCUGGUGGAGACCCAGAUGAAAAAGCUGGAGAUCAAACUGCGGCACUUCGAGGAACUGGAAACCAUCAUGGACAGAGAGAGAGAGGCUCUGGAGUACCAGCGUCAGCAGCUGCUGGCCGACCGCCAGUCCUUCCACAUGGAGCAGCUGAAGUACGCCGAGAUGAGAGCUCGCCAGCAGCACUUCCAGCAGAUCCAGCAUCAGCAGCACAGCCAGACCGGCGCCGCCCAUCCCGGCCAGGCUACAUCAGGCCCGCCCCCUCCGGGCUCGGCCUCGGCUCAGCAGGCCAGCAGCACGCCAGCGGCGCAGCCCGCCCCCGUCCCCGCGGCGCCGGCCUCAACGGGCCCCCCUCCUGAGGCUCAACCGCCCACGGGCGCCCAUGCGUCGCCCCCUUGCCCCGCCGGCUCUGGCGGCGCUCCUGCUCUCCACGGCCAGUGAGCAGCACCCUGACGUGGAUCUGCGUCCUCCAUCCAUCCGUUUAUAGCACUUCAUCCUUAUGGAUCAUUCCUGUCAAUAUCACGUCCCAACCCUCACUAUCGUGGAAAUAUUCAUAUGGAAGCAAAAAGAAGCACUUUGAAUCUUUCCAAGCAUCCAUGGAAUUCAACUUAAGCACUUAAAUCCAAAAGUCCUCUUAUGCUCUCCUCGCUGGUGGGGUUCAGUCCACCCUACCAUCUUCAUCUUCAUCAGCAGCCUUCCUUUCUGCAAGGAAUCAGUCAUCUGGCCUUGCAUCGCUAAGCCAAAAUGUUUUUUUUAAUCAUCCCAUUCGUGUUUGGGACAUCCAGACGUGCUUAAAGAUACAAGAUGGAGGACAACCAAGGAGUCUUCUUUCAUGUCGGAAGCAACUUUUGAUACAUCUUCUUUCAUAUCAACAUUGGAACUGAAUAAUGUUCACUUUCUAGCCUCUAUUUAGCCUUGGUGUGCGUGUGCGCGUGUCAACUCUACUCCCAUACUUUCCUUUUUGGUGCCAUUGUGUAAACGCGUGCGUGGGCGCAUCACGUGAUGAAGUAUAAUCCUGUGAAAAGGUUUUUGUCAGUAUUUCAUCCUGGCCUCGCUGUGUUCCAACUUUCAUUGUGAAAGCAAAUGUUGACCUCCUGUAUGUUUUUCACCUUGAAAUGAUGAUGAUGAUGAAAUGAUGAAAGAAAACAACAAACGUCCCAACAAAUCAUCAAGUUUGCUUUUCAGUUGAAAAAAUGCCAACAAGGUUGAGGUUUUAAUGACACAUUGUCAUGGGGGAAUAAAAGAUGUGGACCAAAAGAUGUGCAUUUUCUACCUUAAUGUUCUAUAUAUUCUCUUAAGAUUGUUUUGUAAAACGUGCUGAUCAUGAUCGUUCUUGGAUGUACAGGGCCCGAGUUGGCAUUCUAUUCAUGUAAUGACGCAGAGUGAUCGGUAGAUGACGGUAGAGUCCAUGGUGAAGAAAUGCCCCCUUGCGUCUGUCCUUGGUUACUACACCCAUUCGCACCCUAAAAGACAAUCAUCGGACAUCCUUGCACACUGUAAAUGACUAACCCUAACCCAUAAAGUUAGAUUUUGUUUUGGGACUUUUUAAAGCUGAUGAAUUUGAUCCAAUGUAUUGAUAUGUCAGUAUGGAUUAUGACAAAUAUUUCUUUUUUUGCCAAGAAUAAUGCUACAUAACAAGGCAGCAGUAAACAUUUCUAUACAGUCAAAUAUAUAUAAAUAUAUAUACACUGUACUUAGAGGACGUUUAAGUCAUAGCCAAAAAUGCAUUCAAAACAUUUCAAAAUCAUUAAAAAUGUUGCCCUCGUGGAAUAUUUA